Molecule: messenger RNA, 2673 nt
Organism: Ailuropoda melanoleuca (giant panda)
Lineage: Eukaryota; Metazoa; Chordata; Mammalia; Carnivora; Ursidae
Gene: DNAJC30
Product: DnaJ heat shock protein family (Hsp40) member C30
Exons: 1
Coding region: 23-703 (226 amino acids)
Source: RefSeq, a predicted model, not a curated record
CCGCCCGCAUGGUCCAAGCAAGAUGGCAGCCAAGCGCGAUCUGAGGUGGUUGCGGCGGUUACUGUGGAGGUUGUGGCUGGUCCGGAACGCUCCACAGAACCUGGGAUCCGGCCUGGGCUUAGAAGCGAGGACUUAUUCCCAGGGCGACGGCUCAUACUCGCGCACCGCGCUCUAUGAGCUGCUCGGCGUCCCCCCCACGGCCACGCAGGCGCAAAUCAAGGCGGCCUACUACCGGCAGAGCUUCCUCUAUCACCCGGACCGCAACUCGGGGAGCGCCGAGGCUGCCGAGCGCUUCACGCGCAUCUCCCAGGCCUACUUGGUGCUGGGCAGUACCACCUUGCGUCGCAAGUAUGACCGCGGCCUGCUCAGCGACGAGGACCUGCGCGGACCUGGUGUCCGGCCUUCCAAGGGGCACGCCGGCAAUGCCGGCUCGCCCCGCGCCCCGCCACCUGCCUCUCGGGCCCACGGCCGUGGUCAGACUGCGGCGGGAGCCAACCGCGCCAUGUUCGACUUCGACGCUUUCUACCAAGCGCACUACGGAGAACAGCUGGAGCGCGAACGGCGCCAGAGGGCCCGGCGAGAGGCCCUGCGCAAGCAGCAGGAGGACCGGGCCAAGAAGGGCUUCCGCUGGGACGAGACCCGAGACACGACUUUUGUGUUCCUUCUCCUCACAGCCUUCGUCAUCAUGGGCUUUCGUUUUUAAUAGGAGAGAGGAGGAAAGGGGAGCAGCCCCCAGCCGGCCCCAAGAAAACGGCCUUUCCUGUCUUCUUGAACUCUUUGCCUUCCAUAGCCUACCUCUGCUGGGGUCCGAAAGAACUGCUCUCUCCCCUCCUCUUCCCCGCCCGCCAAGCUUAGCCAUCCACCUGCACGUCCUUCCCCUACGGUCCAGAAAGGAAGGCUUUUCGAUGCCCAAGAAAGAGGCCCCAAGAAGAGGAGUCCCGAAAGCCUGAGAGUGAAGGGUUUUCUUGAGUCUCUUGGGUGCCUGCUUCCAGAGGUUGCCUUCCAGAUAUUGUCAACUUCUGGAACACUUGCUCUGGCUUUAUUGUAAAGCUCUGAGCAAGCAUUGUCUGCUCCUGCCCCACGUUUGUACCGUGGGGCUCCUGUGUAACUUUGAACCAUGCAAUGUGACCAAUUGUUGACUGCCAAAAGAAAAAUUCUGGGGUUGUAUGAACCUUGUCUUUCUGUGAGUUCCCCAGCCACAAGUGAGACCUGAUGUAGGGUAAGAAUGGGAUCUUUGGAAACUUGGCAUUCUUGUAUGAUCAGCCCCAGACCCACUCCCCCUUCUGUUGGUGGCAUGUGGGAGUGGGAAAGCAAGGUCACGGAGCAUAAGGAAGUGAGUGUUCUCUGCCCGUACUUAUCUACUGUAUGACCUCAGAGGAAUUAUUCUGGCGUGACAGCAGAGGAACAAAUCAUUUGCUCUCUUGAGGUCUGUCACACUUUAUUAUCCACAGUUCUGAUGGGCUCAGUGAUUAAAACAUGAUGUUAGUAGAAUCAGGUUUAUCCUUGGGACAGUAUGCCUGUCUCCUGGUCAUUCCUUGGCCGGCCAGCCCCAUCACUAACUGCACAGCCCAUCCCCUCCCAGAAAUAGAGCAAUAAACUGGGAGUUUGAGUCCAGCAAACUGGGAAUGUGGCCUGUCGUCGUGUUUAGCCCCACAAGUCAAGUCCUUGAAACCUGCCUGCUAGAGUGUGGAGUAGAUGGUACUUCUAAGGGAGAGGAGGCAUGUGGUGGAAACUUGGUUCUUUAUUCAGAGCUGGCUGAGGCUUAUUUUCUUUCUUGGUUUCUAAGUCGAGCUAAGCAAUUGGUCAUCACUUGGCUGGAGCUGUAGUAGUCAGGCUCUCGAGUCUGUGUCCCUGCACGUAGUGUGUGUGGGGGCUGUGAGAUUUCAGCUGCUCAGGUAUUUAUGCACUGGGGCUAAGUGUAAAGCUGUGGGAUAGGAAAACCUUUGCAAGAGAUCUACCACAAGCGUGAGGACAGAAGUAUAGGUUCUAAAAGCCAGCGGAGCUUUGGUAUAUUAGUAAGAACUCCUGCUCUUGUGAAAUCCUUGUAAUUAGGAUAAGGCCACAGCUAGUUCAAAUUGGUGUCUCAGAAGCGAUUUGGAUUCUAGCGUUGGAGGUCAGAGGCAAGUUCUUAGGAUUUUGCAGUGACGGUAGGAUUCAGUGGUAAAGAUUUGAGCCCACUUUGAAUUCAGACUUGGUAGGCUCAGCCUUGGUUUGGGGGGAGGGGCCCAUGUACUUUUAGAAAGAACAUUUCAUGUUACUAUGUUUCAUAUUUGGAAAACAAGUCCUUUUUGAAAUACAAACAACAGGAAGUGUUCGUCUUAGUAAAAUGUGCCAGAAACUAGUGGUUCUCGGACAUACAACGGAGUGUCCUUGGGGCGAGAUUCUACCAGAGUUUAUAUCAAAAAGAAUUGGGGUUCUUUGGGGGUUUGUUUGUAAAAGCACCAGUGGUAUGUAAUAGCUGGGACCUUUCUCAUGGGCUCCUUGAUAUAGACACCCCCCCAGUUUGAUUUCUGUCAGCGAAUAUCAAAGCCAGGAACAUUCCCUGGGGCCCUAGAACACAGAGGUAUAUAGAAAGUUCCAGAAGGCUGGGGGAGGGGACAGACCCUGUGAAACUUUUGGAACAUUCCACACAACUCCGAGCAGGAGAGUCAAUAAAGUUUAUUAAUCAUCCAA